Messenger RNA from Malurus melanocephalus (red-backed fairy wren), 851 nucleotides. Its product is annotated as zinc finger protein 239-like. The coding region runs from base 32 to 838 and encodes 268 amino acids. The record is from RefSeq and is a predicted model, not a curated record. The transcript is spliced from 2 exons. NCBI's taxonomy places the organism in Eukaryota, Metazoa, Chordata, Aves, Passeriformes, Maluridae.
CCAGGAUUUCACAUUCCCAAACAUUGGCCAGAUGGAGGACAGGGCUGCAAAGAAGAGGAAGAUGUCCCAGGACACCCAGGCAGACAAUGAGCUGAGGAUGGAGACCAAGGAGGACAAACACCCCCAGCAGAACCUCGUGGAAGAGGCCAUUUUGACAGUCUGUACAGUGCCGGAAUCUACUGAGAAGGAAAAGCCCCAGAUAUCCCACAAAAAGAGGGGUUCCAAACCCAGCCCAGGAUGCUCUGAGGGGGAAAGAAGCACCCUGUGGCAGGAAGGCACUCAGAACUUCAGCCGGGGCUUGGAGCUGGUGGUCCAUGAGCAGCUUCACCCUGGGGAGAAGCCCUACGAGUGUGGAGAAUGUGAAAAGAGCUUCAGAGACAACUUUGCGCUGAAGCGCCACCAGCGCAUCCACACCGGAGAGAGGCCCUAUGAGUGUGGGGAAUGUGGAAAGAGGUUCAGACAGACCUCCCACCUCAUUGUCCACCAGAGGAUCCACACUGGGGAACAGCCCUACGAGUGUGGGGAAUGUGGGAAGGCCUUCAGAGACAGGUCCAACCUGGUCAUUCACCAGCGGAUCCACACUGGGGAGAGGCCCUACGAGUGUGGGGAGUGUGGGAAGAGGUUUCUGACCAGCUCCAAUCUCCUCCUGCAUCAGCGCAUUCACACGGAUGAGAAGCCCUUCCGCUGUUCCGACUGUGGGAAGGGCUUCAAGCAAAACUCCCACCUCAUCACCCACCAGCGCAUCCACACUGGGGAGAGGCCCUAYGAGUGUUCCCAGUGUGGGAAGAGCUUCUCCAGCAGCUCUGGCUUGACUGAACACAAACGGAGGCACCGGUAAGGGAAGCCCUGUG